AUGCUCCCUCUGCGGGAGGACAGCCGGGAAGAGGGCAUCUGCCCCAUCUGCCAGGAGUGCCUGAAGGAGGCGGUGCGCACUGACUGCAGACACCUCUUCUGUCGAGCAUGCCUGGCCCAGCACCUGGAGAAGACCUCAGCCUCCGGGGUCCUCAGCUGCCCCCUCUGCCGGAAGCCCUGUUCCGAGGGGGUCCUGGGGGCCGGCUAUACCUGCGACAGCCACCAGAAGAAGGUGUGCUGGUUCUGUGAGGAGAGCAGAUGUCUUCUGUGUGUGGAAUGCCGGGUGUCCCCUGAACACAAGUCUCACUGUGAACUGGCCAUUGAAAAUGCCAUCAGCCACUACAAGGAACGACUCAACCGCAGGAUCAGGAAGCUCAGAAAGGACAUCUGCGAGCUCCAGCGGCUCAGGGCUCAGGAGGAGGAGAGACUGCAGGCUAUGCAGUUUCAGGCAGACUGUAGGACCCACAGGCUGGAGGCUGAACUGGAGCGUCAAGACCGAGCCAGGAGACAGCUGGAUGCCCUCCCUCAGCAGCGGCCAGGCCAGCUGGAGGACAUGCCAGCAAAGGUGUCCAGAAUCCCUGGCAUCUCCAGGGCAAUGAUUCAACUCAGCAGCCUGGUCACUGAACUGGAGGGGAUGGCUAAGAAACUGGAUGCCAGCCUGCUGAAGGACGCCAGUGACUUAUUGAACAGGAGUGCUCCAGAGCAGUUAGAGGUUAUUUAUCCCAACUUAGAGAAAAGAAUCAAUGAAUCACUUAACCAGUCAUCCUCAGCAGCUCUGACCAGUUCAUCCCUGGACCAGCUCCUCUCAGACUCACCUCAGCCUCCUGGCUCUCCUUCCCCCAACCUGUCCAGCCUCCCACGAGGUCUGCCCAGUGCACCCUCAGGCCUGCCACCUCCUGAACAUGCCACAGCUGUGAUCAGAUGCCUGACCCUCUGA
Messenger RNA from Lagenorhynchus albirostris (white-beaked dolphin), 936 nucleotides. It is a transcript of the gene TRIM40, whose product is annotated as tripartite motif containing 40. NCBI's taxonomy places the organism in Eukaryota, Metazoa, Chordata, Mammalia, Artiodactyla, Delphinidae. The record is from RefSeq and is a predicted model, not a curated record. The coding region runs from base 1 to 936 and encodes 311 amino acids. Gene Ontology annotation, molecular function: zinc ion binding. The transcript has 5 exons.